Gastrolobium bilobum is the source of this 2418-nucleotide messenger RNA. Its product is annotated as probable acyl-activating enzyme 16, chloroplastic. Gene Ontology annotation, cellular component: chloroplast. Gene Ontology annotation, molecular function: long-chain fatty acid [acyl-carrier-protein] ligase activity. Gene Ontology annotation, biological process: fatty acid elongation. Lineage: Eukaryota; Viridiplantae; Streptophyta; Magnoliopsida; Fabales; Fabaceae. The record is from RefSeq and is a predicted model, not a curated record. Bases 13 to 2232 code for a protein of 739 amino acids. The transcript has 18 exons.
UUUGUUUUGCUUAUGCAACUAAAUCAUCAAAUGACGACGGUUCCUAUCACCUACAACCAUGCUUGGACCUUUUCUCAUCCUCAUCAUGCACUUCCUCUGUCCCUCACACACUGCAAAUUCUACACGAUUGCAGUUCCUCGCAGCAAAUAUGGUGUUGGCCGAGCCUCCUCUUCUCCACUCUCCCGUUUUCGCGUGUUUUGUCAAUCCAAGACGGAGACAAUGCAGAUAAGAAGGUGCUCCCCUUUUCUAGAAAGUUCAUUACUUUUUGGUAACGGUGCUGUGGCCUCAGAUGAGUGGAAAGCAGUUCCUGAUAUUUGGAGAUCUUCUGCGGAGAAGUAUGGUGAUAAAGUAGCCUUAGUAGAUCCAUAUCAUGAGCCUCCUACAACUAUGACGUAUAAACAGUUGGAGCAGGCAAUUUUGGACUUUGCAGAAGGCUUGAGAGUGAUUGGGGUAAGACCAGAUGAGAAGCUUGCACUUUUUGCAGAUAAUUCAUGUCGUUGGCUUGUAGCAGAUCAAGGUAUGAUGGCAAGUGGAGUAAUCAAUGUGGUAAGAGGCUCAAGGUCAUCAGUUGAAGAGCUAUUGCAAAUAUACAACCACUCGGAAAGUGUUGGACUAGCCGUGGAUAGCCCUGAAAUGUUUAGCCGGAUUGCAAAAACAUUCUAUUCAAAGACUAGCAUGAGAUUUAUUAUCUUACUUUGGGGAGAAAAAUCAGGCCUGAUUGGUGAAGAAAACAACGAGGUGCCAGUCUUUAGUUUCAUGCAAGUCAUAGAUUUGGGACGAGAGAGUCGCAGGGCACUAUCUGAUUCUCAUGAUGCUAAACAGCAUUAUCUUUAUGAAGCAAUCAACUCAGAUGACAUUGCUACUCUUGUUUAUACAAGUGGAACUACUGGAAAUCCAAAAGGUGUUAUGCUUACCCAUGGGAAUCUUCUGCAUCAGAUAAAAAAUUUAUGGGACAUUGUACCUGCUGAAGUUGGGGAUAGAUUUCUAAGCAUGCUACCACCUUGGCAUGCAUACGAAAGAGCUUGUGAGUAUUUCAUUUUCACAUGCGGUAUUGAGCAAGUAUACACAACUGUGAGAAACCUAAAGGAUGAUUUGGAACGUUAUCAACCACACUAUUUGAUUUCUGUUCCUUUAGUUUUUGAAACAUUAUACAGUGGGAUCCAGAAGCAGAUAUCUACAGGCUCCCUGGUUAGAAAGCUUGUCGCACUGACUUUCAUAAAUGUCAGCUUAGCAUACAUGGAGUAUAAGCGAAUUUACGAGGGUAAAUGUCUAACAAAGAAUAAGCAGCAGCCUUCGUAUGUCCAUUCAAUGUUAGACUGGUUGUGGGCAAGAAUUAUUGCCACAAUAUUAUUUCCAGUUCAUAUUCUGGCAAGGAAACUCGUCUACAGUAAAAUCCAUUCUGUUAUUGGAAUAUCAAAGGCUGGAAUAAGUGGUGGUGGUAGUUUGCCCCAGCAAGUCGAUAAAUUUUUUGAGGCAAUUGGUGUGGCAGUGCAGAAUGGAUAUGGUUUAACAGAAACUUCACCAGUUAUUGCUUCUCGACGACUUAGAUGUAAUGUUAUCGGAUCUGUUGGGCAUCCAGUUCACCAUACAGAAUUCAAAAUAGUAGAUUCUGAAACUGAUGAAGUUCUUCCACCUGGUUCAAAGGGCAUUUUGAAAAUCAGGGGCCCACCAGUGAUGAAAGGAUACUUCAAGAAUCCUUUAGCUACAAGUAAGGCCUUGGAUGGGGAUGGCUGGCUGUAUACUGGUGAUUUAGGGUGGAUUGUUCCCCACCAUUCAACAGGGCGGAGUCGUAACUCUGGCGGUGUGAUUGUUGUUGAUGGCCGUGCUAAGGACACUAUUGUGCUUUUAACAGGUGAAAAUGUUGAACCAGUGGAACUUGAAGAAGCUGCCCUAAGGAGUAGCCUGAUUCAACAAAUUGUUGUUGUUGGCCAGGAUAAGCGACGUCUAGGAGCUGUAAUCGUUCCCAACAAAGAAGAAGUUCUUAAGGUAGCAAGGGAGUUGGCAAUUAUAGAUUCCAACAGUUCAGACGUUGUUAGUAAGGAAAUAUUGACGAGCCUAAUGUAUAAAGAAUUAAAGACCUGGAUGCCAGAAUCUCCAUUUCAAAUUGGACCAAUCCUUCUUGUAAAUGAACCAUUCACGAUUGAUAAUGGUCUAAUGACACCAACCAUGAAAAUUCGAAGGGAUAGAGUUGUGGCUCAAUACAGGGAGCAAAUAGACAAUCUAUACAAAUAAACCACCGAGUGCCAAUGGCAUCAUCAUACAUGCACAAGAGAGAUUUGACAAUAUAUUAUGUUAAAGACAGUUACAUAAAGUCCUAUUCUUGGGUAACAAUCCUUUUCUAUUGUAUCUUACAGAAUAUAAAGUACUGUUCUCGACAAUACAUUGAAGUUAACGUGUGCAGAGACUGAUAGAGACUUU